AUGGACUCUGUUCAGGAAAUUUUCACUGCCAAGGCCACCACCUUCUUGCCUAACGACAAGUCGAAUGAAACCAAGACUGUUCCUGUUAACCAGGAGAUUGAUGAUGGUUCGGGCCCUAACGGUGUUUUCUACUGCGUCAUUGCCUAA
Malassezia japonica is the source of this 147-nucleotide messenger RNA. RefSeq lists its product as uncharacterized. The transcript has a single exon. NCBI's taxonomy places the organism in Eukaryota, Fungi, Basidiomycota, Malasseziomycetes, Malasseziales, Malasseziaceae. The record is from RefSeq and is a predicted model, not a curated record. The coding region runs from base 1 to 147 and encodes 48 amino acids.